AUGAAUUCAAGCGUGGCAGCGAUUGUGAGGGUGGCACUGGACUCGGCCGUGUUGUGUUCUGGUGUUCACAGGCUCACUGUCAGCCUCACCCUGGAUGAAAUAGUCAAUGGUGUGAAUGGCACAGACCCAGAGCUGUGUUUCCAGGCCACCCAGGCAGCCAGGAAAAUGCUGUCCCGGGAAAGGAACCCACCCCUCAAGUUAACGGUGGAAGCAGGACUCGUCCCCAGGCUGGUGGAGUUCCUGAAGUCCUCCCUUUACCCCUGCUUGCAGUUUGAGGCAGCCUGGGCUCUGACCAACAUUGCUUCAGGGCCGUCAGAGCUGACCCGAGCUGUGGUGGAAGGGGGUGCCGUCCAGCCCUUGAUUGAGCUCCUGUCUUCCUCUGAUGUGGCUUUAUGUGAACAGGCAGUAUGGGCCCUUGGCAAUAUAGCAGGUGACUGCCCAGAGUUCAGAGACAUCGUUAUCUCAAGCAACGCCAUCCCACAUUUGCUGACCCUGGUUUUGUCACCCAUACCAAUCACGUUCCUGAGAAACAUCACAUGGACCUUGUCCAACCUGUGCCGGAACAAGAACCCGUACCCUUGUGCAAAGGCGGUGGAGCAAAUGCUGCCUAUCCUCUUAAACCUCCUGCAUCACUCUGACACUGAGGUUCUCUCGGACGCCUGCUGGGCCCUGUCCUACCUCACCGAUGGCUGCAACAAGCGCAUCGGCCAAGUGGUUGGCACAGGCGUCCUGCCUAGGCUGGUGGAGCUCAUGACCAGCUCAGAACUCAAUAUCUUGACCCCUUCUCUCCGCACGGUGGGGAACGUCGUCACGGGAACGGAUCAGCAGACCCAGAUGGCCAUUGAUGCGGGCAUGCUGAAUGUGCUGCCCCAGCUCCUAAGGCACCCCAGGUCCUCCAUCCAGAAGGAAGCGGCCUGGGCCCUGAGCAACGUGGCCGCAGGGCCCCACCAGCACAUCCAGCAGCUGAUUGGUCACGGCACGCUGCCUCCCUUAGUGGCUCUGCUGAAAAACGGAGAAUUUAAAGUCCAGAAAGAGGCUGUGUGGACGGUGGCUAACUUCACCACGGGGAGCACUGUGGACCAGCUGAUCCAACUUGUCCAGUCUGGAGUCUUGGAGCCACUGGUGAAUCUGCUCACUGUCCAAGACCCCAAAACUGUCCUCAUCAUCCUUGAUGUCAUCUCCUAUAUUCUCCAGAUAGCAGAGCAACUUUCCAGUAAGGAGAAGCUAUGUCUUCUGCUAGAAGAACUCGGAGCAGUUGAUAAAAUCGAGGCUUUACAACUUCACGAGAACCGUCAGAUUGGCCAGACUGCUUUGAGCAUUAUUGAGAGCCACUUUUUUGAGUCCCGUCCCCGGAAGAAGGCGUGCGCCCACCGCUCCCAGCAGCGGUUCUCCUCUCCCCCGCAGCGACGGGGGCGCCAGACAGCGGAAGCCGGCAGCGCACAGACCCCAGCGCCCCGCAAGCGAGAGGCAAGACGGGCGACGUAG
Molecule: messenger RNA, 1485 nt
Organism: Orycteropus afer afer
Lineage: Eukaryota; Metazoa; Chordata; Mammalia; Tubulidentata; Orycteropodidae
Gene: KPNA7
Product: karyopherin subunit alpha 7
Exons: 9
Coding region: 1-1485 (494 amino acids)
Biological process (GO): NLS-bearing protein import into nucleus
Cellular component (GO): nucleus; cytoplasm
Molecular function (GO): protein binding; nuclear import signal receptor activity
Source: RefSeq, a predicted model, not a curated record